AUUCGAAGCCUGCGCAAAGCAGCAAUGUGGGUCGUGUGAUUCAACGCUCCAGAGUGAAAUCUCUCGAGUCUUACACUGCUGUAACUUUGUCACCUGCUGGAUUAGGGUGAUCCCGAGAAUGGAGAGCGAUUCUCCUCCACCGCUGACCCCCGAUGACAAUCUUCCUGCUCGGUUACGUAUUAUUGAGAGGCUUGAUUCCCUUGGAGUUCCCAUGGAGAACUUGGAACGGCUUCAGCCUGGACUAGUUGAUUAUGUAAAGAAUAAUAAGUCUCAAAUCCCUGAGGUUGUCUUUGCCAUCUUGCCCAGCAAUGAUGAUGCAGUCGAGGCUGGUAAUGAAACUCUAGUAGAAUCUCCCAUAGCAAAUGGUGGCUCAGGUGUUGAAAAUUUAUUUCACGAAAGUAUUCUCUGGUUACUAUGGCUGAUGUUUGAGGGUGAUCCAUGCACUGCACUAGAACACCUAGCUAGUUUAAAUCUUGGUCAACGCGGUGUUUGUGGAGCCAUUUGGGGAAACAACGAUAUUGCGUAUCGUUGCCGGACAUGCGAGCAUGAUCCUACAUGUGCAAUUUGUGUACCUUGUUUCCUCAAUGGUAACCACAAUGACCAUGACUAUUCUAUUAUAUAUACUGGUGGUGGUUGCUGUGAUUGUGGGGAUGUCACUGCAUGGAAACGUGAGGGUUUCUGCUCCGAGCAUAGAGGCGUUGAGCAGAUACAGCCACUUCCUGAUAAUUAUGCAAACUCUUUGGGUCCUGUCCUGGAUGCUUUAUUGUCACAUUGGGGAAAAAGGCUGCUGUUUGGAGAAACUAUUUCAACUCUAAGUCCUGAAGUCAAUAAUCACACACCAGAUUUUAAAAGAAUUGCAGAGGGGCUGACGUGUGUUGUGGUUGAGAUGCUCUUGGAAUUCUGCAACUCGAGUGAGAGUUUACUUAGUUUUAUUUCUCAGAAGGUGUUGUCUUCAGCUGGUUUACUGGAAGUUCUAGUGAGAGCAGAGAGACUCAUCAGUGACGAGGAGACUGUCAGAAAGCACCAUGAGUUAUUACUGAAGCUGUUGGGUGAACCUCGAUUUAAAUACGAGUUUGCAAAAGAGUUUCUCAGAUAUUAUCCAACUGUAGUCAGCGAAGCCAUUAAAGAUACUACUGAUACAGUUUUAAAAAAGUAUCCGCUACUAUGUACAUUUUCUGUGCAGAUACUUACAGUGCCUACUCUAACCCCACGCCUUGUGAAGGAAUUUGAUCUUUUGGCUAUGCUGUUGGGAUGUUUAGAAGACAUAUUUGUUUCUUGCUCGGGAGAAAAUGGUCAAUUGCAGGUUGAGAGAUGGGAGCAGUUGUUUAAUAUUACUCUUCGCGUGAUUGAAGAUAUCCGAUUUGUCAUGAGUCAUUCUGUUGUACCCAAAUAUGUUAUUCGUGAUAGGCAAGAUAUACUAAGAAUAUGGAUGAAACUGUUAUCCUUCAUGCAAGGAAUGAACCCUCAAAAAAGAGAAACUGGAACUCACGUGGAAGUGGAAAAUGAUAAUAUAACUUUACCGUUUGUGGUGGGUCAUUCUAUUGCAUGCAUUCACUCUCUUCUAGUGGCUGGUGCAUUCUCCACAUGUAAUGAGACUGAAGAGAAUAAUUUGGUUAACUCAUGUAGACAAGAUUUUGAAGAGAAUGAUAGCCACAGGCAUGCAAAACUUGGAAGGUUAUCAGAAGAAAGUUCAGUCACUAGUGUGACCAGUCGUAGCUCAUUUGACUAUGUGUCUAAGGCCACUGAAAUAAAAAUUGAUAAUUCCCCAUUUUCACCAUCUGUCUUAUCGUUGGCUUUCGAGUGUUUAAGGGCUAUGGAAAACUGGCUGGGAGUAGAUGAUGCAUCGGGACAUCUUCUCUAUCUCCUAUCUCACAACACUGGUCCUCGCUCUGGAAAUAAUCUUUUUAUAUUGAAGAGAACAAUAUCUAAUCUUAGAAGAGGAAGAACUGCUUUUGAAUUGUACAAUCCUCCAUUAGCGGAAAAUAAAGCUACAUCUAAACAUAUUUCUCGCAGUGGCUGUGAUAACUUGGAUUCUGGUCAAAGUCUUGACCUUGAAAUUGCCAGUGAUGGUUCUAAUGACAGCAUACAAGGAGAUUCUACCCCCGAUUUAGAAGCCCUCCGUGUGCUAAGUUUGUCUAAUUGGCAGGAUAUUACAUAUGCUGUUAGUAAGCAAGAUAUAUCUGUUCACAUUCCAUUGCACCGGCUACUUUCAAAGAUUAUACAGAGGGCAUUAAGAAAAUGUUUUGGUGAAAGUGCUGUUUCAUCAUUCCCUACAGAUCAGCAAUUUUUUGGCUAUGUUUUGGGAGGCUGCCAUCCACAUGGAUUCUCAGUCCUUGCUAUGGAGCAUCCUCUCCGGAUUAGGGUGUUCGGUGCUCAGGUACACGCUGGAAUGUGGCGUAAGAAUGGUGAUGCGGCUAUACUAUCAUAUGAAUGGUACCGUUCUGAUCGAUGGUCUGAACAAAGUUUAGAACUUGAUCUCUUUAUGCUUCAGUGUUGUGCAUCCCUUGCUCCUGCUGAUCUUUUUAUCAAGAGAGUUUUAGAACGUUUUGAGCUAUCAGAAUACCUCCAAUUGAAUUUUGAACAUUCUAGUGAGUACGAGUCAACUUUGGUGCGAGAAAUGCUGAUCCUUAUUAUACAAAUAGUGAAAGAGCGCCGGUUCUGUGGGUUAACUAACAUAGAAUGUUUACAAAGAGAUUUGAUAUAUCGGCUAUCGACUGGAGAUGCUCCUCGCAGUCAAUUGGUGAAGUCUCUUCCUCGUGAUCUAUCAAAGAUUGAUAAACUUCAGGAAGUUUUAGAUUCAAUAGCUGUGCAUUCUAAUCCCUCUAGCACAAAUCAGGGAAUGUAUAAACUGCGGUUGCCAUAUUGGAAGGAACUUGAUUUGUAUCAUCCUCGCUGGAAGUCAAGAGACUUGCAAGUUGCAGAAGAACGGUUUAUGCAGUUCUGUAAUGCAUCUGCUCUAAUCACUCAGCUACCGAAAUGGACAAAGAUAUAUCCUCCUCUUGGAGGGAUUGCCAGAGUAGCCACUUGUAGGACAACCCUCCAAAUUAUCCGUGCAUGUCUAAUUUAUGCUGUUUUUCCAAAUAAAUCAAAUGGGUCACGUGCUCCUGAUGAUGUUCUUAUAACUGCGCUGCAUUUACUGUCGCUAGCAUUGGACAUUUUUUAUGCACUCAAGGAGUCUUAUAACAAUCCUUGUAAUGAGGGUGAUGUGGUUCCCCUUUUGGCACAUGCUUGUGAAGAAGUUUCAAUAAGUAAAUAUGGUGACCAGAGCUUGCUGUCUCUUCUUGUUUUACUGAUGAGGAAAUACCAGGGAGGGAAUGAUUAUGUGGAAACUGUCACCCUAAAUCUUUCAUUUUUGGUUGAGAGUUUGCUAAAAAAGAUUGUGGAAUUAGAACCUGGAUGCAUGACCAAACUCCAAAGCCUUUCACCUGGACUAACCAAUCAGUUCUUGCAGUCUUUUCCUUAUGGUGAUGCCAAUGGUUUAGGAUCACUCUCAGAUAGUGACAAGCGCAAGGCUAAGGCUCGUGAGAGACAAGCUGCUGUACUGGAGAAAAUGCGGGCUCAACAAUCAAAGUUUUUAUCAACCAUUGACUCCACCGAAGAUGCUGAAGAUAAUGAGGCUAUAGUAGGAAAAAAAGGAUGUGCUGCUAAGGCAGUACGUGCUUCUGAGGAGAAGUUAAUCACUUGCUCUCUCUGCCAUGAUUCAAGUUCUAAAAGCCCUCUAUCAUACCUAAUUCAUCUCCAGAAAUCCAAGCUUCUAAGUCUUCUUGACAAAGGGCCUCCUAUGUGGGAACAAACUCGCCGCUCAGGAAAGGAGCCAAUGUUUACUUUUGGAGAAGCAGAAGAUAUUUCUCCAAAAAUUGACGCUUCGAGCCGCUUAGAGGCGGUCUCAUCUCUUGAGUUCAGUGAUUUAAUCCAAAAUGCCGUCAAUGAUUUUGCUUCAAAAGGGCAACCUAGAGAAGUAGAAAUGUUUGUGGGAUUUAUCAAGUCUCAGUUUCCCACAAUGAGUAGCAUUGAACCUCAUUGCAGCCUGAACAUCGCAAAGGAAAAAGGCAAAGAUAUGUGCGAGUCAUUUGACAAUUACCUAUACUCAUUGGUUCAAGAAAGAAAGAUCAAGAAUUUCUCUUGUUUAGAUUUUAUAUGUAGUGAUAAAAAGUCUCUCUCCAUUCAAGACAUAUUUUCCGGCAAUGGAAAUGAUGAAUCAUUAGUUCUUGGGAAAUACAUUGCUUCACUUUAUAGAGAAAUACUUGAUAACUCUUCUGGAUCAGGAAACGUAUACAGCUCACUGUUAGAAGAUAGGAAACAUGUUGCAGCAUAUGAUGUUUUUGGCCCCUCUGAUUGCGAUGGGGUAUAUCUCUCUUCCUGUGGGCAUGCUGUUCAUCAAGGAUGUUUAGAUCGCUAUUUACAAUCACUCAAGGAGAGGUAUACUAGAAGAGUUGUUUUUGAAGGUGGUCAUAUUGUUGAUCUGGAUCAGGGAGAAUUUCUCUGUCCUGUUUGUCGUGGCCUUGCAAAUGCAGUCCUUCCAGUACUUCCCAAUGAUGUAAAAAUUGCACCACCAGGUGGUUCAUCUUGCUGUACAUUAGAUUCUUUUGGAUGCUUUACUUCAUUGAGUGGAGUCACUGAUUCAUUGCAUGUUAAGGAAGCUCUGUCCCUCCUUCUGAAUGUCUCUGAUGUUUCUUGUAAGAGUGAGAUUCUCAGAGAGCUUCCACUGCAAUGUGGAAUGUCAAGAUCAAAUCUAGAAUCCAUUACCAGUAUAAUUGGUGGAAUGUACUAUCCUGGAAGGGAUAAGAUUCUGAAAUCAGAUAGGCUAAGUUCUUCAGUAAUUUUGUAUGACACCCUCAGAUACUCCAUUAUGUCAACAGAAAUUGCUGCUCGGUCCAGAAAGAUGUCAUUGGCAUCAAACUGCACCCUUAAUGCCUUGUAUAAAGAACUCAAGUCUUCAAAUGGUUUUAUAUUAUCAUUGUUGCUAAGCAAUGUAAAUAGCACAAGAACAAAGAACUCACUUGAUGUUCUUUUAAGAUUAAGAGGCAUCCAGCUUCUAUCGGCAUCUAUAUGUUCAAGCAUUUCUGUAGGUGAAAGUCCAAGCAAUCAAUGUCGAGGCAAUAUGCAAGAAAUCUUGAAAAUUUCUGAUAGAGAAGUUCAGUACCCUGAUAUCCAGUUCUGGAACCAUGCUUCCAGCCCAAUCCUUGCACAAAAUGCUUUUUCAUCAUUAAUGUGGACAAUUUAUUGUCUUCCCAGUCCUUUUAUUUCAUGCAAGGGAACUUUUUUGUCUAUUGUUCAUCUUUUUUAUGCCAUCACCAUCACUCAGGGAAUAGCAACAUACUGCAAUAAGAGACUAUACAAUUUGAGUGAAUUAGGCCGGUCUGAUAAUUUGGUUACAGAUGUCUGCAAAGUUAUGGGAGAAUGUAGAGCUGCUGGAGAAUAUUUUGAUUCUAACUAUAUCAGAACUUCUUCUAAUAUCAAUGAGGCAAUUCGUAGCCUGAGCUUUCCAUAUUUACGAAGAUGUGCACUACUGUGGAAAUUAAUUCAUUCUUCAACCCAGAUUCCAUUUGGUGAGGGUUCAUGCAUGCCAGAUGGAUUAUCACAUUCAUCCGAUGAGAUGAUGCAGAGUGAUGAUGCUUUUUCAGAUCUCUUUGAAAUAGAGAAGUUGGAAAAAAUAUUUAACAUUCCACCCCUCGAUGUUGUUCUAAACGAUGAGGUUUUACGGUUUAUUGUUCCAAGAUGGUUCUUGUGUCUUUCCAAAGAGUUUGAAGAACAUAAUCGACAGGGUGUCCUAUUCUCCACCCCUGCUGUCCCAUUUAGAUUAAUGGGGUUACCUCAUCUUUAUCAGGAUUUAUUGCAGAGGCAUAUUAAGCAGCAAUGCCUUGACUGUAGAACUGUUCUUGACGAACCUGCAUUGUGCCUGCUUUGUGGUAAACUGUGCUCGCCUUCCUGGCAAACAUGCUGCAGGUAUAACAGUUGCCAAACUCAUGCAUUGGCUUGUGGUGCUGGUACUGGGGUGUUCUUGUUAGUUCGAAAAACCACGAUCUUGCUUCAACGGUCUGCUCGUCAAGCAUUUUGGCAUUCCCCUUACUUGGAUGUGUUUGGUGAAGAGGACAUUGAAAUGCGUAGGGGGAAGCCAUUGUAUCUAAAUGAGGAGCGCUAUGCAGCUCUAACACACAUGGUGGCCUCUCACAGCCUUGAUCGAAGUUCCAAGGUGCUCCGUCAGACAUCUGUUAGCUUUUUCAUACUUUAGCUUCAAUCGAUGUGAUAGCAUUCUCCUGUGAGAGGUAAAAGGUUAUUAAAGUGGUGUCCGACAACUGAUUCUAGAUGCUGCUGUCCAUAUUUCCAAGGUAAGUGGUUCACGUUUGUGGGAGACAGUUGGGAUUUUCCUUUUGGCAAGGCAAGGCGGGCGGAGACUUGUUCGUAAUGCCCUCAGACAUGCUGUGUAUAAUUGUGUGCAUAUGGAAGAAAUAAUCACAAGUCUGUAAUACUGUAUAUCUAUGUGCCCUAUCAACUUGGAUUAGGGGUGGACACGGUACCUUUCCGGUCUGGUUUCGGUUCUGGAACCGGCGUUCCGGUACUGCCACCCCAUGGAAUCAUUAUCGGCGCCAGCGUCGGUUCCCGCACCGUACCGGGCCGGUUUGUUCCGCCUUCAGUUUUUUUUAAUUUUUAGUUGUAAUUUAUAAAUGUGUAAGUGUAAAAGCAAAAGAAAUUUAUAACUUUUUAUGAAUUAGAAUAUCUAAAAAUGUAGUUGUUAUUUAAAUAAUAAAAAUGAAAUGUACAAAAAAACUACAUUUAAUAU
This is a messenger RNA of Cuscuta campestris, 6781 nucleotides long. The record is from the annotation of a GenBank genome assembly. Lineage: Eukaryota; Viridiplantae; Streptophyta; Magnoliopsida; Solanales; Convolvulaceae.